Molecule: messenger RNA, 222 nt
Organism: Saccharomyces kudriavzevii IFO 1802
Lineage: Eukaryota; Fungi; Ascomycota; Saccharomycetes; Saccharomycetales; Saccharomycetaceae
Gene: ATX1
Product: copper metallochaperone ATX1
Exons: 1
Coding region: 1-222 (73 amino acids)
Biological process (GO): copper ion transport
Cellular component (GO): cytosol
Molecular function (GO): metal ion binding; copper chaperone activity
Source: RefSeq, a predicted model, not a curated record
AUGGCAGAGGUGAAUCAUUAUCAGUUCAAUGUCGUCAUGACUUGUUCGGGAUGUUCUAGUGCAAUUAACAAGGUUUUGACAAAAUUAGAACCAGACGUUUCAAAAAUAGAUAUAUCACUUGAACAGCAAUCAGUGGAUGUAUAUACCACACUUCCCUAUGAUCUUAUUUUGGAAAAGAUUAAGAAAACCGGAAAAGAAGUCAAAACGGGGAAGCAGCUAUGA